Alternaria conjuncta is the source of this 945-nucleotide messenger RNA. RefSeq lists its product as uncharacterized. Lineage: Eukaryota; Fungi; Ascomycota; Dothideomycetes; Pleosporales; Pleosporaceae. Gene Ontology annotation, cellular component: mRNA cleavage and polyadenylation specificity factor complex. Gene Ontology annotation, biological process: mRNA 3'-end processing. Bases 1 to 945 code for a protein of 314 amino acids. Gene Ontology annotation, molecular function: mRNA binding. The transcript is spliced from 2 exons. The record is from RefSeq and is a predicted model, not a curated record.
AUGGCGCCCAACGACAAAGCGGGCAGAGUUGUUUUCAUCGGCAACAUUCCCUACGGCGGCACUGAAGAGCUCAUCAUCGAAACCCUCGGGCGCGUCGGACAGGUGCUCAACUUUCGCUUGGUGUACGACAAGGAAACCGGGCGCCCCAAGGGCUUUGGGUUCGCAGAGUUCGCCGACGCUGACGCCGCAGCCUCGGCCGUGCGCAACCUCAACGACUACGAUUUGAUGGGCAGGAAGCUGAGGGUCGACUGGUCCAACGAGAGCGGCUCCGGCGACAACGCGCCUUCCAACCGCGACCAGACUACACAACCAGCCAUGAACGGCCAACAACCAGCAGCACCAGCACCGGCGCAACCGUCGAGCGCGCUGGGCCCUCUCCCACCAGGCGUCGAGUUGCCGCCCAGUCUCACCUGCCCCGAUGCCAUCUCGCGCACGCUCUCCACGCUGCCCCCCGACCAGCUCCUCGACAUCCUCUCACAGAUGAAAGGCCUCGUCAUGACGGAUCCUGCCAAGGCGACAGAGCUGCUGCGACAAGCGCCCCAGCUGGCCUACGCCAUCUUUCAGUCGCUACUGCUCCUCCAGCUGGUCGACCCACAAAUCCUGACCUCGCUUGUGGAGACAUCGGCCGCGCCUGCCCCAGUUGCGCAGGCUCCACCUGUUCAGCAAGUACAGCAGCCACCACCGCAAGUUGCGCGACCGCCUGUGAACUACCCCGGAUACCCACCACAAGUCGCGCCUACACCUCCCCAACCUCAAGCUCCCGUCGCACAGCCGUACGCGCAGCCUCCACAGCAACAGCAACCACAAGCACCUGGAAUGGACCAGCAGGCGCUCUACGCACAGGUCAUGGCUCUGUCGCAGCAGCAGAUUGACCAGCUAGCACCAGAGCACCGCGCGCAAAUCCUGCAAAUACGGCAGAUGUUGAUGGCUGGUGGGCGGCCCUAG